UAAAUAUCCAUGCAGGAAAUUAGAUAGAUUCUUUCGGGCCAUCUUUAAAAUGCCAUUGAUGAAUCAUACUUUCUCCUAAAUUCCUGUACUUUCUUGGGCCAUCCGAGCAUGAAGUCCUGUCACCUACCCACAUCCGCUAGCUGGAACACUUGUCAAAGUGUGACCUGUCCGCUGCAUGCCUAGACCACCAAAGUGUUCCGUCUGGACGGUGUCACCGGAGAAGACUGUGCGACAUGUCCAAGGCACAGAUCGGGGCUCUUGUGUUUGGUGUCGGAGGGUUUGGAGCUCUCGUUGCUGCCACUGUGUCCAAUGAGUGGAAAGUCACCACCCGGGCAUCCUCAGUGAUCACUGCCACUUGGGUUUACCAGGGUCUGUGGAUGAACUGCGCAGGGAACGCGUUGGGUUCUUUCCAUUGCCGGCCACACUUUACUAUCUUCAGAGUAGAAGGUUAUAUCCAGGCAUGUAGAGGACUUAUGAUUGCUGCUGUCAGCCUGGGCUUUUUUGGUUCCAUAUUUGCACUCUUUGGAAUGAAGUGUACCAAGGUCGGAGGCUCAGAUAAAGCCAAAGCUAAAAUUGCUUGUUUGGCUGGGAUUGUAUUCAUACUGUCAGGGUUGUGCUCAAUGACCGGUUGUUCUCUGUAUGCAAACAAAAUCACAACAGAAUUCUUUGAUCCUCUGUAUGUUGAGCAAAAGUAUGAAUUAGGAGCUGCUCUGUUUAUUGGAUGGGCAGGAGCCUCACUCUGCAUAAUUGGUGGUGUCAUCUUUUGCUUUUCAAUAUCUGACAACAACAAAACACCCAGAAUGGGAUAUGCAUACAACGGGGCCACAUCUGUCAUGUCUUCUCGGACAAAGUAUCAUGGUGGAGAAGGAGAUUUUAAAACUACAAACCCUUCAAAACAGUUUGAUAAAAAUGCUUAUGUCUAAAAGAGUCUUGCUAACAAGCUGCAUCUUGAGUUUGUUAUGAAAGUGAACUGUUCACAAAAUGCUCCCAUCGAGGCCCUCCUGUAAUUAACACUCAAGCUGUUUUUAAAAUAUGAAUUUGAAGAAUUUUUUGAUUGUAUGGAUGUAAAUGUUCUUACAUACUUAUAUACUAAUCAUUUUCUGUAUGGCUUUCUAUAAAAAAUAAACAGGUUAUUUACAGGA
This is a messenger RNA of Carlito syrichta (Philippine tarsier), 1142 nucleotides long. It is a transcript of the gene CLDN10, whose product is annotated as claudin 10. The coding region runs from base 234 to 923 and encodes 229 amino acids. The transcript is spliced from 5 exons. NCBI's taxonomy places the organism in Eukaryota, Metazoa, Chordata, Mammalia, Primates, Tarsiidae. The record is from RefSeq and is a predicted model, not a curated record. Gene Ontology annotation, biological process: cell adhesion; bicellular tight junction assembly. Gene Ontology annotation, molecular function: structural molecule activity. Gene Ontology annotation, cellular component: bicellular tight junction; plasma membrane.